AUGGCUUGCCGCACCCUUCUCGGGUUAUAUUGUUUAUUUACACUUGUGCAAAUGGCAAACUCAACACCACCCGAAGAUCCUGUUAAAUGUGUAUCGGGAAACACGAACUGUGCAGUCACCAACUCAUUAGGAGCCUUCCCAGACCGGUCCACCUGUGAGGCUGCCAACGUGGCCUACCCAACGACUGAAGCCGAGCUUGUAUCUAUAGUUGCUUCAGCCACUAAAGCUGGACGGAAAAUGCGUGUGACUACUCGAUAUUCCCAUAGCAUCCCUAAGCUUGUGUGUACCGACGGAAACGACGGAUUGUUCAUAAGCACAAAGUUUUUAAACCACACGGUGAGAGCCGAUGCAAAGGCCAUGACCUUAACGGUUGAGAGUGGUGUGACGCUCAAGCAAUUAAUCGCUGAAGCAGCUAAACUUGGUUUGGCGUUGCCUUAUGCACCGUAUUGGUGGGGACUAACCGUGGGUGGUAUGAUGGGAACCGGUGCUCACGGGAGCUCAUUGUGGGGUAAAGGAAGUGCGGUCCAUGAUUAUGUGACCGAGAUCAGGAUGGUUAGUCCUGGCUCGGUCAAUGACGGGUUUGCAAAGAUUAGAGUUUUAAGCGAGGCUACGACUCCUAGCGAGUUUAACGCGGCUAAGGUUUCUCUUGGCGUUCUUGGUGUUAUCUCUCAGGUGACUUUUGAAUUACAACCAAUGUUCAAAAGAUCGUUGAAGUAUGUUAUGGAAAACGACUUGGAUUUCGAUGAUCAAGCUCUGACAUUCGGAAAAAAACAUGAGUUUGCAGAUUUUGUAUGGUUACCAAGCCAAGGCAAAGUGGUUUAUCGAAUUGACGACCGAGUAGCUGACAACACAUUUGGCAAUGGUUUGUAUGAUUUCUUGCCCUUCCGUUCGCAACCUUCUGUAGCGGUAGCCACCACAAGAUCUUCAGAGGAGACGCAAGAGACAUUGAGAGAUGCGCAUGGGAAGUGUGCGGCAGCCACAGCAAUUUCAUCUGCGCUGUUUUCUGCCUCAUACGGUUUGACAAACAACGGUAUUAUAUUCACGGGCUAUCCAGUCAUUGGAAGCCAAAAUCGCAUGAUGGCGUCAGGAUCGUGUCUAGAUGGACUGGAAGAUGGAUUGACCACUGCGUGUCCAUGGGACUCACGUAUAAAAGGCGUAUCUUUUCAUCAAACAUGUUUCAGUAUUCCUCUCUCGCAAGUUAAAACUUUCAUCAACGACAUUAAAUCUCUUAUCAAGAUCGAGCCGAAAUCUCUAUGCGGGCUUGAACUCUACUAUGGCAUCCUAAUGCGUUAUGUCACAUCCUCUCCAGCUUAUCUUGGAAAAGAAACGGAAGGCAUAGACUUUGAUAUAACGUAUUACCGAGCCAAAGAUCCAUUAACACCGCGACUCUACGAAGACUUUAUCGAAGAAAUCGAGCAAAUAGCGUUGUUCAAGUACAAUGCGUUGCCACAUUGGGGUAAGAAUAGAAACAUAGCGUUUGAUGGAGUGAUUAAGAAGUACAAGAACGCACCCGAAUUCUUGAAAGUUAAGGAGAGUUAUGAUCCUAAUGGUUUAUUCUCAAGCGAGUGGACGGAUCAAAUCCUAGGGAUCAAAGGAAACACGACGAUAGUAAAAGAUGGGUGUGCACUGGAGGGUUUGUGUAUAUGUUCGGAGGAUGCUCAUUGUGCUCCGACCAAUGGCUAUCUUUGUCGACCAGGAAAAGUUUACAAAGAGGCUAGAGUUUGUACACAUGUAAAUAAUGUAAGUUUACAAAGAGACUAACGAAAAUUUUACAUACUGUAACUUUUUUUUAUCACAAGAUGAAAAUAUACAUAUAAUUAAAAA
Camelina sativa (false flax) is the source of this 1824-nucleotide messenger RNA. The record is from RefSeq and is a predicted model, not a curated record. NCBI's taxonomy places the organism in Eukaryota, Viridiplantae, Streptophyta, Magnoliopsida, Brassicales, Brassicaceae.